Protobothrops mucrosquamatus (brown spotted pit viper) is the source of this 645-nucleotide messenger RNA. Its product is annotated as apoptosis-associated speck-like protein containing a CARD. The record is from RefSeq and is a predicted model, not a curated record. The transcript is spliced from 3 exons. Gene Ontology annotation, biological process: innate immune response; inflammatory response; regulation of apoptotic process. Gene Ontology annotation, cellular component: canonical inflammasome complex. Lineage: Eukaryota; Metazoa; Chordata; Lepidosauria; Squamata; Viperidae. The coding region runs from base 37 to 645 and encodes 202 amino acids.
CUUCCCGAGUUCCCGCCUUUUCGGGGAAGAGGCGCGAUGGCCGGGAGCGUCCGCAGCUGCCUGGCAAAAGCCCUGGAGAACUUGGAAGACUACCAGCUCCGAAAGUUCAGGUUGAACCUCAACGAGUACCAGGUCAAGCCGGGCUUCAGCAACAUCCCCCGGGGGCCGCUGCAGAAGGCCGACGCGCUCAAACUCAGCGACUUGCUGGUCAGUUACUACUGCGAGGACUACGCCGUGGAGGUGGCGGCCGCGGUGCUGUCGGACAGCGACUGCAAGCCUCAAGCCGAGAAGCUUCUCAGGGACACCGGGAGAGGUGCCUGCAAUUCUGCUCAGGAACCUCUGCCCCAGCUCAGCACCCACUCAAGACGAGCUGAGGUUCAGGCCCCAGGAAUGCAUUUUAUUGAACGCCAUCGGGAGGCCCUGAUUCAGAGAACAACCACAGUGGAAGAAAUUCUGGACCAGCUGUACGGAGUCCUCCUGACUAAUGAGCAAUAUCAAGAAAUCAUGAUAAAGGGAACAGACCAGGCUAAAAUGAGGGAGCUCUUCAGCCUGAUGCCUGGCUGGGAUCGCCAUGGCAAGGAUUUGCUCUAUGAGGUUCUGAAGAACAAAAGAAAGUAUCUCAUUGAAGACCUCGAAAGGCAGUGA